CUAUCCCCCGCUACUACUUCCGGUUGACUGACAGCAGCUGGUUGUCAUUGUUCUGUCUGUUUUUCUUUCCGGUUGUCGACUUGUGGCAGUGAAGUCCUGUUUUAUUAAGACCAGCGUUUACAAUGGCCAAGUCCAAGAAUCACACCAAUCACAAUCAAAACCAAAAGGCCCACAAAAAUGGAAUCAAGCGUCCCCGCCGUCAACGCAACGAAUCGACCCGUGGUAUGUGCCAGAAAUUCCUGCGCAACCUACGAUUCUCGAAGAAGGGUAACUUGUCUCGGGAAGAAUCCCUGAAGCGUGCUGAGGAGCGCAAGGCGAAAUUCGCCGGUCAGCCAGCACCGGUUAAAUUGUAAACGGUAGGCGCUACGUCCAUUUAUCUACAUUUGAUCCGUGAUCAAUAUUAUGGAAAAAGGAGGGAAAAUCGUUUGUGAGAAUGAUAAAUGCGUUCGAUUUCCGAAAAUAUUCGGAAAAGUGGAACAAACAAUAAACAUGAGUUUUAAAAAAUGAA
Uranotaenia lowii is the source of this 508-nucleotide messenger RNA. It is a transcript of the gene RpL29, whose product is annotated as 60S ribosomal protein L29. Gene Ontology annotation, cellular component: cytosolic large ribosomal subunit; ribosome. The transcript is spliced from 4 exons. Gene Ontology annotation, biological process: cytoplasmic translation. Gene Ontology annotation, molecular function: structural constituent of ribosome. The coding region runs from base 123 to 353 and encodes 76 amino acids. NCBI's taxonomy places the organism in Eukaryota, Metazoa, Arthropoda, Insecta, Diptera, Culicidae. The record is from RefSeq and is a predicted model, not a curated record.